This is a messenger RNA of Austrofundulus limnaeus, 1437 nucleotides long. It is a transcript of the gene cmc2, whose product is annotated as C-x(9)-C motif containing 2. NCBI's taxonomy places the organism in Eukaryota, Metazoa, Chordata, Actinopteri, Cyprinodontiformes, Rivulidae. Gene Ontology annotation, cellular component: mitochondrion. The record is from RefSeq and is a predicted model, not a curated record. The transcript has 4 exons. The coding region runs from base 323 to 565 and encodes 80 amino acids.
ACCGUCAGAUGUUGCAAAAGCGUUUUCGUAAGCACGUCCUCCAAGUCGCCCUGUGUGGAGGUUGAAUUGGACUAGUUACUAAUUUAGAAGACUUUAUCAUAACUAAAAAAAGCAUUAAAGACAACUGAAACUGUCGCACAAAGGGAAACAAGGCGUCAGCGUCUAUUUGGUUGUGAUUCACCUUAUCAUAGGUGUUUUUGUGUCAUUAGCGGAGGCCUAGCAGUUAGCUAACGUGACGUUUCUUUACCGGUGUGCAGGAAAACCUCUCAGAUGAGCGUUUUCUUCCACUGAACAGCCGUGGUUCAGUAAGCCUUAAGUCAAAAUGCACUCCGACCUGUCACCUCACCUGCACACAGAUGAGUGCAAUGAACUGAUAGGCCUUCUGAAGCAGUGUCACAAUGAGCACAGUUUCCUUAAGUUUUUUGGCAAAUGUAAUGAUGCGGACCGUGCAAUGCGCCGCUGCCUGAAGAAAGAGAGAAUAGAAAGGCAGGAGCGCAACAGGCAGCAUGCACUGGAGAUGAGACAGAGAUUGAAAGAAGGACUCAAAAAGGAACUUGAAAAUUAAAAAAGUAGUGUAUUUUUCUAACUGGCUCUGAAAGUUCAAUACAUUCAGAUAUUUAGCCACAAAUUAACCAGGAGACUUCCACUGUUGCUUUUCUGUUGCAGCAGGGGAAGGUUUGGAAUUAUGCCUCAUUGUAAUUUAGUUAUGUGUUUWAUAUUAAAGAUGAAAACUACCUCCUCCAUUAGGGAGGUGGAUAUUGCUUUUAUUCCCAUUUGAUGGUGUUAAGACUGCAAGCAACACAAAAACUACCAGGCCAGUUUUGUUUUUAAGACUCACUGAAGAAUUUCAGCAAAAAUAAACUAUUAUGCUUUCAUGUGCAACUGUCUUUUUUCAAACAUAUUUAAAUAUUGAUAUAUUUUUUGCUGCAUAUUUGUACAUCCUGAAAGAGUUGACUGUUUGACUUUGCAGAGCUCAUUGCUGUUUCAGUGCGCAGAUUUUGAUAAAUGAAAGAAAGCUAUUGGAAUCAGGCACCAUUAUUGAAAUUUCAACGGAUUAUUAUCUUUUCUUGGUCACAUUUGACAUUUAUCAUCUGCACUGAUUCAGAAAGUAGCUGUGUUACCAUAAAAAACACCACCAAACCUUUCAAAGUAAAGCUGCAUUUGCUUCAUUAGCAGUUUUCAGCCGCUCCACCAAAGAGAUUAAUUAAGAUGUGGGCAUAAUCCUGUCAGCAAAUCAUAGAGCCUGGUGGCAGAAUCCCUCAGGUGUGUUUUAAUUGUCAUAAACUGCUCUUGAGAAUAUAAUAGUGCGUUUUCAAUUAAAAAAAAAAUCAUCUGUGAACAUAAUAAAUGUUUGGAAUUUUGUUUGAAUGUGGAAUCAUUGAUUCAAGAAUCCUUGAUUUGAAAUAAAGUGAAAUUCUUGCUCAGUGUCAGACACAA